This is a messenger RNA of Labrus mixtus (cuckoo wrasse), 2673 nucleotides long. It is a transcript of the gene foxred2, whose product is annotated as FAD-dependent oxidoreductase domain containing 2. Gene Ontology annotation, molecular function: monooxygenase activity; flavin adenine dinucleotide binding. The transcript has 10 exons. The record is from RefSeq and is a predicted model, not a curated record. Lineage: Eukaryota; Metazoa; Chordata; Actinopteri; Labriformes; Labridae. Bases 162 to 2228 code for a protein of 688 amino acids.
GGACAAAGGUCAAUUAGACGAGUCAGGAAACGUUUGUUCGUUUUUGCAUGAUCUAAAUGAAAUGAAGAAGCCGUGAUUCCCGACUGGACAUUGAACUUAUCGCCUGCGUACGAUCAAACUGGAACGCUGCAUCGGCGGCUGCUUGUUGACUUUAUGCGGUUAUGGAUCCCAGCCUUCCCUGCUACAUCCUCUUCUUCGUCCUGAUUGGCUGUGUCCAGAGCUCGCUCGGUGACCCUCAGCAGCACAAUGAGACCCGUCACCACGAGUACUGCGUGCUGGGCGCCGGGCCUGCGGGACUCCAGAUGGGGUUUUUCCUCAACAAGGCUAAAAGAGACUACAUCAUCCUGGAGAGGAACUCGGGACCCGGCAGCUUCUUUAACAAGUACCCCCGCCACAGGAAGCUGAUCAGCAUCAAUAAGAUCCACACGGGGCGUCAGAACCGGGAGUUCAACCUGCGGCACGACUGGAACUCGCUGCUGAGCGACAAACCGGACCUCCUGUUCAAAAGAGUCAGCGGCGAGUUCUAUCCUCCGGCUGAUUCCUUCCCGGCGUACCUGUCCGUGUUCUCGAAGGAGCUCGGGCUGAAGGUUCGCUACGGCGUGGACGUCGGCAGAAUCCGGGCGGUGCUGUUGGCGAGCGGCCGGAGAUACAUCCUGACCGACCAGCACGCGGCGGACUACACGUGCAGCGUCCUCCUGGUGGCGACCGGUUUGUGGGUUCCUCAGGAGGUCGAGUUCGUCGGUUCCGAUCUGGUUGAAGGCUACGAGUCCAUCUCGACCGACCCGGAGGACUACAGGAACCAGGCCGUGCUGAUCCUGGGCAAAGGGAACGCCGCUUUUGAAACGGCGCAAAGCAUCCUGGGAAGCGCGAGCCGGGUGCACAUGCUCAGUUCGAGCCCCGUUCGGCUCGCCUGGCAGACGCAUUACGUCGGAGACCUGAGAGCGGUGAACAACGAGCUGCUGGACACGUACCAGCUGAAGUCUCUGGACGGGCUGCUCGAGGCUCGUCUGGAGAAAGUCGUCAUCGCUCAGAGGAAGGAGCAGAGCAGCAGGCGGCGGCGGUCGGGCGUCGAGAAGAGAGAGAAGAAGGGAAAGCUGUUUUUGACUUUAAAUAAAUAUUUACAAAACCGGGGCGAGAAGAACGACUCGGGCGUGGCGGGAGAAGAGCUGCCGGCGUUUCACUACGACAACUUCUCCAUGAGGAAGCCGUACGACCGCGUGAUUCGAUGCCUCGGGUUCAGAUUCAACUUCAGCGUGUUUGACCGCUCCGCCUGCCCUCCAAACAGUGAGAACGCCAAGGGGAGGUUGCCCGGGGUUACCGCCUGGUACGAAGGUAAAAACACUCCCGGGUUGUUUGUGCUGGGGACCGCCGCUCACUCCAGAGACUACCGAGCGUCCGCUGGAGGCUUCGUCCACGGGUUUCGUUACACGGUGCGAGCUGUUCAUCGUGUUCUCGAGCGGCGCCGUCACGGUGAAAAGUGGCCUUCAACCAGACUGUCGACCUCGCAGCUGCAGUCGUGGAUCCUGAAGCGCGUCGGCGAGGCUUCAGGAACGUAUCAGAUGUUCGAGGUGCUGGGAGACGUCAUACUUCUUCGAGGCUCUCACUGUGAAUACCUGGAGGAGUUUCCUCUUCAGGCGCUGCCUCGGCUCUCGUUUCUGUCGGGUCACGGCGUGUCCGACCACGGGCUGAUCGUUCUCCUCAUGCAGUACGGGAAGACCAAGAUCGACUUUCUGGGGCGGAGCCGAGCAGAAACAGACUGGACCAAAGCCUGGAAAUCCAACUUUCUGCACCCUGUGUUAUACUACUACGACACGCCCCCUACAGAUGAAGAUAUGAAGCUCCGUCCUCACGGCUGGCCUUUACCCAGACCUAAAGCGAUCCACCACAUGGUGGAGGACUUCCUCACCGAGUGGGACGGUCCCGUUUCUCACAUUCAGCCGCUGAGGCGCUUCCUGGAGCACGCGGUCCAAACCGACCUCAGGAGUUUCUAUGCAGAAUCAUGUUUCCGUUUCUCCCUCACCCACCGAAAGCCGCCGCUCUUCUGUCAGCACGGAUACCUGAAGCAGCAGGGCGUCGCUCACGACCGUCAGCCGUGGCAGAACGUUGACGUGGCGGGUUUGACGCCCGCUGAGACGGAUUCAGACGCAUCCGGAGCCGACCCCGCUCUCCCCAACUACCUGUCUGGAGCCGGAGCCUCCGUGUCGUCGGGACUGAAGCUUGACCUCUGAAUGUUUUUAUUGGAGCGUGUUUAAUCUGUGAUCAUGAUGCUGGUUGUGUCCCUCAGACUUUCUACCUCCGUUAUCCUCUAUAUUUCCCUCCACACGACCAAAUACGUCCAACAGACUAAAACUAAUCAAACACGUCCGUUUCAACCAAAGAGUGUUUUCUUUCUGUGUUAUAAAAAGUGUCCUAACAGGUCAAACGAGCAGAAAUGGAGAAAAGUAUGAGAAAGUGUCACUGUUAAUUUCUUCUUCUCAGAAAAGUCCUCUGUUUAUCACUGGAGAAGCACUUUGUCCCUUCAGAGCUCCCUUAUUUUUAUUCCUCACUAAAUAUUUAUACACAUUAUAUUAUAACGUUUUCAUAUCAUGUACGUGUAAAAUAUCUGAAGCUGUAUCUGUGGAGGGUUUUAAAAUUAUGUUUCAUGAUGGUUUCUGAAUAAACCGAGUGAAAUCA